AUGGGAGGAUCAGGAAAGGUAUUCGGAAAGCAGAUCACAUACACUGUCUCGCCAUUCCGCCAGAGACUGUUUGUCAACUACUUCAAGAACGCAGUGCCACACAUGAAGCGUGGAAUUCGCGAGAACUUCUUCUGCACCGUUCCCUACUUUGUUGCAUUGGCCAUCACUGUCAACUGGGCCAAUCACUCAUACCAUGAGGGUCAGAAGGAGGCCUGGUACUAA
This is a messenger RNA of Acytostelium subglobosum LB1, 222 nucleotides long. RefSeq lists its product as hypothetical. The record is from RefSeq and is a predicted model, not a curated record. Lineage: Eukaryota; Evosea; Eumycetozoa; Acytosteliales; Acytosteliaceae. The coding region runs from base 1 to 222 and encodes 73 amino acids. Gene Ontology annotation, biological process: mitochondrial electron transport, ubiquinol to cytochrome c. The transcript has a single exon.